This is a messenger RNA of Prionailurus viverrinus (fishing cat), 1241 nucleotides long. RefSeq names its product stum, mechanosensory transduction mediator homolog (gene STUM). The coding region runs from base 111 to 518 and encodes 135 amino acids. The record is from RefSeq and is a predicted model, not a curated record. The transcript has 3 exons. Lineage: Eukaryota; Metazoa; Chordata; Mammalia; Carnivora; Felidae.
GUGCGGGCUUCUGGGCGAGCCGCGCGGCGCGGGAGCACGCUGGCCGCCUGAGCUCGGCGCGGAGCCCGGGGCCCGGAGCCGCCGCCACCCGCCCCUGGGCGCGCCCCGCCAUGGAGCCCUCGCACAAAGACGCCGAGACGGCGGCGGCGGCGGCGGCGGCGGACCCCCGCGCGGCGUCCUCGUCCAGCGGGGUGGUGGUGCAGGUCCGCGAGAAGAAGGGCCCCCUGCGCGCCGCCAUCCCCUACAUGCCCUUCCCCGUGGCCGUCAUCUGCCUCUUCCUCAACACCUUCGUGCCGGGACUGGGGACGUUCGUCUCGGCCUUCGCCGUCCUCUGCGGAGCCCGCACCGACCUCCCGGACAGGCACGUGUGCUGCGUCUUCUGGCUGAACAUCGCGGCGGCCCUCAUCCAGACCCUCACGGCCAUCGUCAUGGUGGGCUGGAUCAUGAGCAUCUUCUGGGGCAUGGACAUGGUCAUCCUCGCCAGCUACAAGGAGCAGGGCAUCCCACAGCAGCUGUGAGCCCGAAGGAGCCGCCAAGAACUCCGGGGUGGUCCGUGAGGGCCGCACCAGGCAGCGGCGGGCACAAGGACCCUUACGUCUUCUCUUCUGCCGUGUCCUGGGUUUGGAGCGCCAAGUGGGGGCGAUUUAGAAAGAUAUUUAUUUCGAAAACACAUCUGCUUUUCUUGGCAGGCUGUGAGGCUGCCCACCCCUCCCCCUGCUCCAGAAAGACGCGGGAGCCCCGAGCAUCUCAAGCGGGGUAGGGAGUGGGGUCAGGGUUGCUGACAGUGAAGCUGGCAUCCUGGGCUCACCCCUGCCUCGCACGGCUCCCUGGGUCCCCCUAAGCGUCUCCUGGCCCUGCCUCUCCCUUCUGCAGCCCACGCUUCGCCCACUCCCUUCCUCACGCCUGAAAUCUCUGGGCCCGGUUGUGUUUCGAUCUUUGCUUCCCUGGAAGGAGGCCAGUGACCCCCACCCCCCCCAGACCAGAAUCCCCAACGAAGGCCAGAAGCUUUCUCGUUACACUUAACUCCGCUUCUGGCCCGCGGCCCUCCGGAAAUCCUCGGGGCUGGACGGGUCUCGGAAUUCCAAAAACCCGGAUCCGAGAAAGAACGAGAGACGUUUACCGCCCGUUUCCUGCUGCCCAGUCGGGACCAGCUCCCCGCCGUCAAGCACGGGACCGUUUCUGCGGAGAGACGUGUGAACAGUCGGGCCGAUUGGGAUCAAUAAAAACGCCAAAUAGCGUCA